Oxyura jamaicensis (ruddy duck) is the source of this 2220-nucleotide messenger RNA. It is a transcript of the gene TMEM17, whose product is annotated as transmembrane protein 17. NCBI's taxonomy places the organism in Eukaryota, Metazoa, Chordata, Aves, Anseriformes, Anatidae. Gene Ontology annotation, cellular component: ciliary transition zone. Bases 1260 to 1784 code for a protein of 174 amino acids. Gene Ontology annotation, biological process: non-motile cilium assembly. The record is from RefSeq and is a predicted model, not a curated record. The transcript is spliced from 4 exons.
CGACAGCGGAACCGCGACGAGUCGCUGCCUCGCAACAUGUCGCUGCCCGAGCCGCUGAGGCGGCGGCUGGGCUCCUUCAGCCGCACCGUCUUCACCGACAGCCGCGGCGCCGGCCCGCCGCUCCCGGGCGACCGCGCAGUCUAGUAGCUACCAUGAAUACUUCUGCAACUGUCAUAAAGACUUCUGGAACAGACUGUACCAGGCUGCAUGUUACUGGACUGGAAAGAGGGAUGCCAGACUGAGAUGGAACACAGACAGGUAUGAAAAUGGUUGGAAGAUACAGAAUGAGACAGUAAUGUCAGAAGAGAAGUGGCUCUGAGUCUGGAAGCAAAAAAGUGUAGCUGUCAGUCUGAGUUUCAAUUGAUCAUCAUCAUUGUAGCAGACAGACAGAAGACUUGAAUACAAAUCAACAGGUCACAAUAAAUACUUUCUAAUCUUGCUUAGUUUUUAGUUAGUGCUUCUUAGAGCUUAGCUUCACUUACCAAGCGAGGAAAUGUGUCUAUAUUUGGGGAAAAUUAGAGAAAUGGGACUGCUGGUAAUGGAAGUAAAUGGGUUGCAGUAUCAGUUGACUAUGGCAAUGAAACUUCACCCAUUAAAAAUGAACAAUUCCUUGGAAUGGCCUUUUAAAUUUUUCCUUAUUUUCAGCUUAAUCUUUUAGAUCUAUAAUUAAAUGGUAAAUAUAGAAUGUGCAGCCUGCAGAGUUCAGUAUUUACUGUUCUCUACAUUAAAGAGAACAAAAUGUGUUGAUACGGUCUUGAAUAAGUUUAAAUUCUUGAAUACUUGAAUAAGUAUUUGAAAUUCUCAAGAACUAAAAGCAUUACAAGUUUCUUGCAAGCCUGCUCUCUAGCAUUAAGUCCCUACACAAGAAGAUCCUGUACAAAACAAGGAUAAUUCAGUAUGUACUCAUUUCAAUUUUGACCAUUCUCUUAAGAACAGCAAUAAAAAUACCACCUAAUAUUUAUGCAGUAUCAGUAUACAGCAAUACUUGAGCUAAGCCUAUUAGUCAGAUAGUUGAUUAGGUGGUAGCUUAUAGUUUUACUCCACAAUCAGACACUUGGCUUGAAUUUAUGAUAAAGCAAUAAAAUUUCUGUAUUCUGUGUACUGGAAGUUACCUUAGAUUCCAGAAAAUAGUGUAGCCUAAGAUAGGGUAGUUUUUGUUCUUGAUACGUGAAAAUCCUUUUCUCAAUAUUUAACUUGAUUGAGACAGGUGUUAAUGCUCUUGCUUGAAGCUAAGAUAGAGCAUAAUCUUUGUCUGAACUAUGGUACAAACUAGGAGUGAUAAAAGCUUCUGUUUAUCUACAGAUAAUGAAAUAGUUUCCAGUUUACCACUACAGAUGUCCCUCUAUUUCAACGUUUAUUUUUUCCCCUUUUGGUGGCUCAGCAGUGUUGUCAUGCUCCAGCUGAAGUAUCCAGUCCUGUCAGAUUACUACAAGUUCAUUCUGGUCACAGUCAUGAUCCUAGCCUCCCUAAUAGAGAUCAUUCGACUGUACCUGGGAUACAUGGGCAACCUGCAGGAGAAGGUCCCUGAGCUGGCUGGGUUUUGGCUCCUGACUCUCCUCCUGCAGUUACCUAUAAUUCUCUUCUUGCUAUUUAAUGAAGGUUUGAAAAUUCUGCCACUGGAAAGAUCAGUCAAUAUCAUCUUUGCCCUCUUCCUAAUCUUCCAAGUCAUUGCAGCCUUUGUCACCCUGAAGAGAAUGGUGAACAAACUGGCAACUCACUUCCGCCUUAAUGAAUUUGACAGGCUAGAGGAACACCCUGUGCAUGAUUUCUACAGCCUGAGUUAAGAGAGUACAGUGUCCAGGGCUGCUAGGGGCCCAUGCUGAGGAGCUUCACAUAACAAAUGCUGGCUGGGGAUCACACACCAAUGGCCUGAGAAGCCAACAGAGGCAGUCCUCAUGCUGCCAUAGCUCUGUUUUUGUUUCAUUGCGUCAUUAUCAAUCUUCCUACUUCAGAGACAUUAAAAAAAAAUAGAUCUUGCUCAAGAGCCAACAUUAAGCCUCAGAGAAGAGAUUCACACUGCAAGAAAAAAAAAUUGUAGCUUGCUGAGAGGACCAAUUCAUCUGUGCUCUGUUACUGCAUAAAGUACCUACAGAGUAGGUUUGGUGGCUUUGACAUUUUAAAAAGUCAUGUGCCAUUUCUAAAGAACAGAAGACUAUUUUCCUAAAUGUUUGCACAGAAAUAUUUUGUUUACAAUAAAUCCUUUGUACAUGUUUGCAUUGA